AUGAAGCCUCAGCCGCAGCGUGGCCACAAUGCCGAUGCCAACACCGACGCGAUCGCUGCGGGCUUCCUCAGGCUGUGGGUCAAGGAGAAUUGGGAAGAAGCUCAUGAAGCCGAGCCCGCGAGGCUCUGGCUUCCUCGAGAGAGAGGAGAGGAGCCGAAGGCUCAGUCCGAACCUGAGCAGGGAGCAGCCGCGGAGGGGAAAGAGGCGCGAUAUGAAGAAGGAGAAGAAAAGGAAGGCGGCGAUGUGGGCGCGGGAGCUGCGAGUCCCCCGGAUGGGGAAAGCCACGAGGCCAAGGCUGAGGUAGAGGCUGAGGCGGGCGCGGGCGGCGGCGAAGGCGGAGAGAAGGGCGGGGAGGAGCAGCGCCUGGGAGCCGCAGUCGAGGUUCGGAAGGCGGCAGACAGGCGCCACCGAGUCUCCCGGCACACCUUCACGCUGGAGCAGCUGCGGGAGCUGGAGGGAGUUUUCCACCGCACUCAGUAUCUCAGCGUCGCCUUGCGACAGGAGCUUGCAAGACACAUGGGAGUGACUGAAGAUAGAAUGCAGGUGUGGUUUAAGCAAAGAAGGGCCAAGUGGAGGAAAUAUCAGAGAACACUGAGGUUCAGAGAUGCACCGCCUCUGCUCCUGGCCCACCAUGUGGUCAGCAACUGGGGUGGACCCUGCAACACCAUCCUCAUUCAGGAGCCGAUUUGGGUCUGGGUCCUUCUGGAGCCGAUACCCCUGGAGCUGAUGCCCUUGCCGCCCAUGCCCCCCAGGCUGCCCCUGAUGCUCAUGCUGCCCUUACCCCCGCUGUUUCUGCUUCCUCUGCCCUGGAUUCUUCCACCCUCCAUUCGCUCCAGCUGCCCUCACAUGGCCUUGCCUGGUCCCCUCCCAGUGGUGGCCUUUCUGUAGCCCUGUUUCCUCUUGAAUGGUCUCUGUGACAGCUUUGUCGAAAGUGCCUUUGAGCCAGAUUGAAGUUCUGAUACCUCACCAUCAAGCAUACAAGGCCUUCCAAGUGCUUGCCAAGUGUGUUACAUAUAUGUGCCGAGUCAUUGACCCACUAUUUUAGG
Capra hircus (goat) is the source of this 1046-nucleotide messenger RNA. Its product is annotated as rhox homeobox family member 2-like. Gene Ontology annotation, molecular function: RNA polymerase II transcription regulatory region sequence-specific DNA binding; DNA-binding transcription factor activity, RNA polymerase II-specific. The record is from RefSeq and is a predicted model, not a curated record. The transcript has 4 exons. Bases 1 to 888 code for a protein of 295 amino acids. Gene Ontology annotation, biological process: regulation of transcription by RNA polymerase II. Lineage: Eukaryota; Metazoa; Chordata; Mammalia; Artiodactyla; Bovidae.